Carassius carassius (crucian carp) is the source of this 4086-nucleotide messenger RNA. It is a transcript of the gene gria3b, whose product is annotated as glutamate receptor, ionotropic, AMPA 3b. Gene Ontology annotation, biological process: synaptic transmission, glutamatergic; monoatomic ion transport; modulation of chemical synaptic transmission. The transcript is spliced from 15 exons. The record is from RefSeq and is a predicted model, not a curated record. Gene Ontology annotation, cellular component: AMPA glutamate receptor complex; plasma membrane; postsynaptic membrane. Gene Ontology annotation, molecular function: transmitter-gated monoatomic ion channel activity involved in regulation of postsynaptic membrane potential; AMPA glutamate receptor activity. The coding region runs from base 221 to 2659 and encodes 812 amino acids. NCBI's taxonomy places the organism in Eukaryota, Metazoa, Chordata, Actinopteri, Cypriniformes, Cyprinidae.
AUGUGAUGCUCUGCAGUCGCCUCGACCAUCUUCAGCACCAGUCCCUCUCUCCCUCUCUCUCUCUCUCUCUCUCUCUCUCUCUCAGUCUGUCUCUCUCCUCACAUACAGAAGAAUUGCUCUCCAUGAGUCGCUCCGCUUCACUCACGGCUGGAUUUGUGCGUUUAUGAUUCUCCUCAAACAGCUCGUUUUCUAAGGCUUGUUUUUUGAGGCAGGAGAGAAAAUGGCUCAAAGCGCGCUGCUUUUUUUAUUAUGGCUAUUCGGCACAUCCCUCGCUGGCUUCCCUAAUCAAAUCAAUAUCGGUGGGCUCUUCAUGCGUUCCACCGUGCAAGAACACAGUGCUUUCAGAUUCGCUGUGCAGCUCUACAACACCAAUCAGAACACGACUGAAAAACCCUUCCAUCUCAAUUACAACGUAGAUAACCUGGAGUCCUCCAACAGUUUCUCUGUCACUCAUGCAUUUUGUUCGCAGUUCUCCAGAGGGGUAUAUGCCAUAUUUGGCUUCUAUGACAAGAAGUCCAUGAACACGCUGACCUCCUUCUGCGGGGCCCUACACACCUCCUUCGUCACACCCAGCUACCCCAUCGACUCAGACGUGCAGUUUGUCAUCCAGAUGCGCCCUCCACUGAAGGGCACCGUCCUGAGUCUACUGUCUCACUACAAGUGGGACAAGUUUGUCUACCUCUAUGACACAGACAGAGGAUUUUCCAUUCUUCAAGCCAUUAUGGAGGCUGCAGUGGCAAACAACUGGCAAGUUACAGCGCGGUCAGUGGGCAGCAUCACGGACCCCCAGGAGUUCCGCCGCAUUAUUGAGGAAAUGGACAGGAGACAGGAGAAGCGCUUCCUCAUCGACUGUGAAGUGGACAGAAUCAAUGUCAUCUUGGAGCAGGUUGUGGCACUCGGAAAGAACAGUCGAGGCUACCAUUAUGUUAUUGCCAAUCUGGGCUUCACCAACAUUAGCCUGGACAAGGUCUUUCUCGGUGGAGCGAACAUUAGUGGCUUCCAGAUAAUCAAUCCUGAAAACUCAGUUGUACAACAGUUUCUCCAGAGAUGGGACCGUCUAGAUGAAAGAGAGUUUCCUGAAGCUAGAAACACACCUCUGAAGUACACUUCAGCGCUGUCUUAUGAUGCUAUCCUGGUCAUUGCGGAGGCGUUCCGGUACCUGCGACGCCAGCGAGUAGAUGUGUCCAGACGAGGCAGUGCAGGUGAUUGCCUGGCUAACCCUGCGGUCCCUUGGAGCCAAGGCAUCGACAUUGAACGAGCUCUCAAAAUGGUCCAGGUGCAAGGGAUGACUGGUAAUAUCCAGUUUGACAGCUUUGGUCGCAGAUCAAACUACACUAUUGAUGUUUAUGAAAUGAAAACAGGUGGCCCAAGAAAAAUCGGAUACUGGAACGAUAUUGAGCGCUUUGUUAAUAUAAUGGAUCAGCAGUACACCAACGAUUCCUCAGUGGAAAACCGAACAAUUGUGGUCACUACUAUUAUGGAAGCACCAUAUGUGAUGUACAAGAAAAACCACAUGCAUCUGGAUGGCAAUGACAAGUAUGAAGGCUACUGUGUCGAUUUAGCUUCUGAGAUUGCAAAACAUGUUGGGAUUAAGUACAGACUGUCCAUAGUCAUGGAUGGAAAAUAUGGUGCCCGUGACCCUGAAACCAAGACUUGGAACGGGAUGGUGGGUGAACUAGUCUAUGGGAGAGCAGAUAUAGCCGUCGCACCAUUAACGAUCACGCUUGUGCGAGAGGAAGUCAUUGACUUUUCUAAGCCCUUCAUGAGUUUGGGCAUCUCCAUUAUGAUCAAGAAACCUCAGAAGUCCAAACCGGGUGUGUUCUCAUUCCUGGACCCUCUGGCAUAUGAGAUCUGGAUGUGUAUCGUAUUCGCAUACAUCGGCGUCAGCGUGGUGCUGUUCCUCGUGAGCCGCUUCAGCCCCUACGAGUGGCACCUGGAUGAGACUGAUGAAGCCAAAGACCCCCAGACCUCUCCAGACCCGCCUAAUGACUUUGGGAUUUUUAACAGCCUGUGGUUCUCUCUAGGGGCCUUCAUGCAGCAGGGCUGUGAUAUCUCACCAAGGUCCUUAUCGGGCAGAAUAGUGGGAGGCGUCUGGUGGUUCUUCACCCUCAUCAUAAUCUCGUCCUACACGGCUAACCUGGCUGCUUUCCUCACAGUAGAGAGGAUGGUCUCUCCCAUAGAGAGCGCUGAAGAUCUAGCCAAACAAACAGAGAUCGCAUACGGAACCUUGGACUCAGGAUCAACCAAAGAGUUCUUUAGGCGUUCCAAAAUAGCAGUGUAUGAAAAAAUGUGGUCGUACAUGAAAUCGGCUGAGCCCUCCGUCUUCGCCAAGACCACGCCCGACGGGGUGGCACGGGUACGAAAGUCGAAGGGCAAAUUCGCCUUUCUUCUCGAAUCCACCAUGAACGAAUACAUUGAGCAGAGGAAGCCCUGCGACACCAUGAAAGUGGGCGGCAAUCUGGACUCUAAGGGCUAUGGUGUGGCGACCCCCAAAGGCUCAGCAUUAAGAAAUGCUGUUAACCUGGCAGUUUUAAAACUGAAUGAGCAAGGCCUGUUGGACAAAUUGAAAAACAAAUGGUGGUACGACAAGGGAGAGUGCGGCAGCGGGGGAGGUGACUCCAAGAACUCCUGUAAACCUUGCAGUAUUGAAACUCAGUGAACAAGGCAUCUUAGCCAAGCUGAAAAACAAAUGGUGGUACGAUAAGGGUGAAUGUGGAACCAAGGACUCGGGAAGUAAGGUCAGUCGCUGCAGGUCUUUUGUACUGAUUCCAAAAAGUGCAUUUUGACAUAUUGUUCAUAUGCAAGGAACAAACCAAUAGUCAAUAUCUUGAUUUAACCCAUGUGUAGUAGAUUUAAUGACUUAUGGCCACAUAUAAGGAAACCAUAAGGACAUGUGGCCUAGAGUUUUGCACGAUUCCCCAUCAUUUCCAAUAAUCAGCAAAGGGAUACUUAUGAGACAUAUGUUUCUGUUGUUGUUGUUUUUUUUUUCUUCAGUAUUUCUUCCAGUGAAUGCCCUUAGAUUAAGCUGUAAUGAUAAAUCUAAUGGGGAAUUAGUUAAAAGUGCAAAUUGAUCUGCUGAUUAGAUUAAUUUCUGCAUAUCAAUUGUCUUUCUUGCUUAUUUACACUUGACUCAAUAACCAUUAUGCUGCAGUUCUUAUUCACCAAACUUCGAAUUUAAAAUUUGAUGUAUUAGUGUUGUUACUUAUUUGUCUAUUACCCAAGAAAAAAAGACUUGUUCAUUUAUUGAACCUCAUGAACCUCUUAUCAGUUAUCCACAAAUGCCAUUUCUCAUUGUGACAAAGAGUUUCGACGCAAGUUUCUUUAGACAAGCGAAGGUUGACUAGUCUUAUGAUGUGAAGGUGAUUUGUAGUAACAGACAAAACUGAAUAGUAAAAAUGCAGCAGUUAAAUGGCCGCUGUUUAAAACGAUCUUGAUAAAAACGGCAAAUAGUGUAAUACUAAUGGACAAAUUUUUAAUGGACAAGUUUGGGGGGUAAACUGCAGCAGAAUGGUUCAUUCUGAUUCUUAAAUUCAGUACUCUGGUGUAGAAAAUAUGUCAAAAUAUGAAUUUGAAGGUUAAAGGAUGGAAAGGCAGUAAGGUUAUUAAGUUAGAGGUCUGACCUGUAUGUAACUGACCAGCUUCCUCAGAUACAUGAAGAAGCCAAUGAGAAGAUCAGGUUAGAGAAAACAUCUACAUUCACCAGUUAUGGUCCCAAUUGUCUCAUUUGUCUUUAAAUGACAUUGAGCUAGACGUCUAGACACAUAUGGAUAUUUUGGCUUUAAUCUCUCCAUUGGAAUCUAGAUUCCUCUGGUAGCAGUAGAAAUGUCAUUUAUAGCCAGUAGUCCUGCUUGAUAGAACAUGUGAGGAGUUGUACAGGAUAGUGUGUUUUGUGUCAGGAUUGCUACUGUAAGAUAUGCUAACUAUGUCCCUCACUUCUCUUAGGACAAGACAAGUGCACUGAGCCUGAGCAAUGUUGCUGGCGUCUUCUAUAUUCUGGUUGGUGGACUAGGGCUGGCCAUGAUGGUGGCUUUGAUAGAGUUCUGUUACAAGUCACGUGCAGAAGCCAAACGGUUGAAACUUGAAAAG